AUGCUUUUCUCCUCGCUCCCCCCGGCCAUUCUCCUCCUCCUCUUAACCUCAUUCGCCGCCGCAAAAGCAGGAGAUCGCACAUUAUCCCUCUUCCCUGCGAUCCCAGAAGUCACUGAGAUCGCAGCCAACUCGUCCUUAUUUGCUAUAAUAAAAGAAACAGGAGCAGCCAGCACAAACUAUGGUAUAAACGCCAAGAGUCAAAAACCAAUCGAAACUGGAACUGGAACUGGAACUGGAACUGGAACUGGAACUGGAACUGGAACUGGAACUGGAACUGGAACUGCAACCGCAACCGCAAUAGCAGCAGUAUCAGCCGGCGUCGAUACAAACUUUUAUAUCGACGUUACAACAUUUCCAAAUCAAAACAGUCAAGUACUGAAUUACUUCACCGGAGCAUUCCCACCUACGCGAGUCGCCGAGGUGACAUGCAGUUUCGAAGGUACAACGAGUGCGGUAUGCCAAGUCACAAGGUUGGCCAAAGAGACAGGGAAAGCAAUCGCACCUGGUAGUUUGACUUCUUCAGAAGUCACCUAUGCGCCAGCACAGAUGACUUUCCAACCGAUAGUAUUCCAGAUGGCCUCCGCAGACUCAAGCGCAAGCAGUUUGAGGAUCUUCGGAGUACCGGCAUUGGUGGCGUAUAUGGUGGCGGCAGUUAUCAUGCUGUUUUGA
Molecule: messenger RNA, 669 nt
Organism: Orbilia oligospora ATCC 24927
Lineage: Eukaryota; Fungi; Ascomycota; Orbiliomycetes; Orbiliales; Orbiliaceae
Exons: 1
Coding region: 1-669 (222 amino acids)
Source: RefSeq, a predicted model, not a curated record